CGUGGCUGCGUCCCGGUCACCGGAAGAAGCCGUGUGACGUCACGAGGGCCUACGCGUCGCGCGGGGGGCAGGAGUUGACGGACGGUCUCUGGCUCCGUUUGGGCGGCCCUGGGACCACGGAAGAGGCUCUCUUGGGCGGCCGCGAUGCCUAGCUCGCGGCGGGUCAGUCAGCUUCUGGAUCUAUGCCUGUGGUGCUUCAUGAAGAACAUUUCCAGAUACAUCACAGACAUUAAGCCUUUGCCUCCCAACAUAAAAGAUAGACUGAUUAAAAUAAUGAGUGUCCAGGGGCAGAUAACAGAUUCAAAUAUAAGUGAGAUUUUACAUCCUGAAGUCCAAACUCUAGAUCUGCGAAGCUGUGAUAUUUCAGACACUGCUCUCCUGCACCUGCGCAACUGCAGAAAACUAAAGAAAUUAAAUUUAAGUUCCUCCAAAGAAAACAGAAUUUCCAUAACUUCAAAGGGAAUAAAAGCUGUGGCUUCCUCUUGUUCAUACCUGCAUGAAGCUUCUUUGAAAAGAUGCUGCAAUCUCACUGAUGAAGGAGUCCUUGCUCUUGCAUUCAACUGCCGGCUGCUAAAGAUCAUUGAUUUAGGUGGCUGUUUAGGUAUUACCGAUGUGUCCUUACAUGCAUUAGGAGAAAACUGCCCAUUUUUGCAGUGUGUUGAUUUUUCAGCUACUCAGGUAUCUGACGAUGGCGUGGUUGCGCUUGUUAAUGGAUCUUGUGCCAAGAAAUUAGAGGAGAUUCAUAUGGGACAUUGUGUGAAUCUGACUGAUGAGGCCGUAGAAGCUGUCCUCACUUGCUGUCCUCAGAUACGUAUAUUACUCUUCCAUGGAUGCCCCCUAAUAACAGAUCAUUCACGAGAAGUCCUGGAGCAAUUAGUAGGCCCCAACAAACUAAAGCAAGUGACAUGGACUGUUUACUAAUGCUUAUUAAAGCUUAUCAAAGCAAUGAUCAUACUACAUUCCCAGGAAACAAUGGUUUUAGAGAUUGGCUCUCCGAUAAUGUGCUUGUUGCUUUGAAGUUAACAGACCGUUAAACAUGUAAUAGUGCUAUUA
Zalophus californianus (California sea lion) is the source of this 1053-nucleotide messenger RNA. RefSeq names its product antagonist of mitotic exit network 1 homolog (gene AMN1). Gene Ontology annotation, molecular function: protein binding. The transcript is spliced from 7 exons. Gene Ontology annotation, biological process: SCF-dependent proteasomal ubiquitin-dependent protein catabolic process. Bases 145 to 921 code for a protein of 258 amino acids. Lineage: Eukaryota; Metazoa; Chordata; Mammalia; Carnivora; Otariidae. The record is from RefSeq and is a predicted model, not a curated record. Gene Ontology annotation, cellular component: SCF ubiquitin ligase complex.